CCAAAAAUGGGCCGAGAACAGGCCAAUAUUCAUUUCGUCCACUUUUUUGCUUCCAUUCAAUCACUCGUACACUCUUCCUUCUUUCUUCCCCAACUUUCUAAAUUAAACCUAGUCCACAACUCAAUUUCCCCAAAUUAACACUAACAAUUUCCAGAAAACCCAUUAAUUUUCUGUCAUCAAAUUUCAAUCAUCAAUGGGAUUUCAUUCAAAUCCCUAAUUUAUACCUGCAAUUUCUGGGUAAAAUUUGUUUUUGAGGAGUGACAAUGUCGUUGAGGAUUAAAUCAGUGGUUGAUAAGUUUGUUCAAGAAUUAAAGGAAGCUUUGGAAGCUGAUAUUCAAGAUCGAAUUAUGAAGGAGAGAGAAAUGCAGAGUUACAUUGAAGAACGUGAACGUGAAGUCGCUGAACGUGAAGCUGCUUGGAAAGCUGAAUUAUCUCGUCGAGAGGCCGAGAUUGCUCGUCAAGAAGCAAGACUAAAGAUGGAAAGAGAGAAUCUGGAGAAAGAGAAAAGUGUUCUCAUGGGAACUGCAUCAAAUCAAGAUAACCAGGAUGGAGCACUUGAGAUCACUGUCAGUGGGGAGAAAUAUCGAUGCUUGAGGUUCUCAAAGGCUAAGAAAUGAUUGCUAUUGGCUUCAGCUUACUUGCCUCAGUAGCUGCAAUCUCGGCGAAACUUUGCUCUGUAUGCUGCUUUCAGAGUAACUGUGUAUGCAUCUAUGUGCAGAGCAAGUUUAUAUUCAUUUCAAUUAAUUGUUUUUGUACAUGGUAGCUUAUAAUUGCAAUAGGAACUACAUAUACGUCUCUGUGGUAUAUGGUUAUUCAGCAAUUGAAAGAUGACCUGCACUUACCAGAAGCAAAAGAUUUUGAAUUUUUUUUUU
This is a messenger RNA of Chenopodium quinoa (quinoa), 872 nucleotides long. RefSeq lists its product as uncharacterized. Lineage: Eukaryota; Viridiplantae; Streptophyta; Magnoliopsida; Caryophyllales; Amaranthaceae. The transcript has 2 exons. The record is from RefSeq and is a predicted model, not a curated record. The coding region runs from base 264 to 617 and encodes 117 amino acids.